Molecule: messenger RNA, 771 nt
Organism: Penicillium chermesinum
Lineage: Eukaryota; Fungi; Ascomycota; Eurotiomycetes; Eurotiales; Aspergillaceae
Product: aldo/keto reductase
Exons: 3
Coding region: 1-771 (256 amino acids)
Molecular function (GO): oxidoreductase activity
Source: RefSeq, a predicted model, not a curated record
AUGUCUAAACUCUCUCUGCAAUCGACUUACAAGCUGGCCUCGGGCUACGAGAUCCCUGUCGUUGGCUUCGGGGUAAGUCCUACCGACCUGAUUGCUAGAGCUUCCUGCAAGCUAACCUCUCAUCUCCCCUCCAGGUCUACCAGACCCCAUCUGCACCGUAUUGACACCGCCCAGGUCGAUUCCGCCAAAGCCUACGCGAAUGAGAAGGAAAGCGCCUCCGCCGUGAAGAAAUCCGGCUUGGACCGAUCGCAGGUCUUCUACACCACCAAGGUGCCCCGGUCAUACAUGAGCUACGAGAAGGCAAAGGAGGCCAUCGAAGAAAGUCUUGCCGCGACCACCGAUAUUGGCUACCUUGAUCUCGUGCUGAUCCACGCACCAUACGGCGGCAAGGAGGCCCGUCUCGGUGUCUGGCGAGCAUUGGUCGAAGCGCAGAAAGCCGGCAAGAUUCGGUCCAUCGGAGUGUCUAACUACGCCAUUCAGCACCUGGAGGAACUGCAGGCUUACAUCGAGAGCGGCGGCGGCGGCGAGAUCUCCGUGGGCCAGUAUGAGAUCCACCCCUGGUGCCCUCGUGAGGAUAUUGCGCAGUGGCUUAAGGAGCACAAUGUGGUUGUUGAGGCAUACUCGCCUCUUGUGCAGGCUAAGCGCAUGCAGGAGCCAGUUCUGCAGACGUUGGCUACGAAGCACGGGAAGACCCCGGCUCAAAUUCUGAUCCGCUGGAGUUUGCAAAAGGUACGAUUCUCGAGUCUCGUGGAUCCGGUGGGCAGAUACUAA